AAUCUGUAACUUUUCUGCAUUUGGCCACGUCCUCCUCCAGGGCCUUUCUUUUUUUGUCCCUCUCUCUCUGCACCGCCUUUCCUCUUCUGUUUACCACGUUCAAAGUCAAUUAUCCUCACUUGCACAGCUCGCUCAUUACACAAAGUCGGCACCUGACAUACGCAACACACCCCUUCCUCCACACUCUUACACAAUCUGAGCAAAAUGUCAGCAAAUACCGCACCCCGGCUCAACCUGUCCCAGGCAACAGAGCUCGUGAAGAAACACUACAAACUGACUCCCUCUGAAAUGCACCAUCUGCCCUCAUUUGACGACCAGAACAUUUAUAUCGCAACAGUCGAAGCUGGCGAGUACAUUUUGAAGAUUAGCAAUUCAGAGGACAGUAAAGACCCCGUCCUGUUUGAACUACAGACUUAUGCCAUGAAUUUCCUGCAUGAGAAUGGACUUCUGACUCAAACAACUCUGAAAACAACCACCGGACAGGACAUGACCCUGAUAGACAUUGAUUGCGGGUAUGGCUUACAGAAGUACCUGGUGCGUCUGUUGACUUAUUUGCCUGGAAUCCCUAUCUCCAAAGCUCCUAUCUCACCACGUCUUUUGUAUGAAGUCGGCCAGACUGCAGCCAGAGUGGACAACGUCCUCAGAGAGCUGAAUCAUUCUCAACUUAGCAAGUUGCAGAGGGACAAUUUCAAAUGGAGUCUGUCAAAUGUUCCCAUUUUGGAGAAUUACAUGCAUGUACUAGAUGGAGACCCUCUCCAGGAGAUUGUUCAGUUCAUCCUCCAUCAGUACAAAACUAAUGUCACCUGCAAAUAUCCCAGUUUCCGCAAAUGCCUCAUUCAUGGGGACUUAAACGAUCUCAAUGUGCUUGUCCGAGCUGAUGAGAGCAGAGGCUACAGGGUUUCUGGUAUUAUUGAUUUUGGUGAUAUUAACCUUGGUUACUCUGUUUAUGAGCUUGCCAUCAACAUCAUGUAUAUGAUGCAUUUGCACCCCAACCCCAUCGAGGUAGGUGGAUAUGUUCUAGCAGGCUGGGAAAGCGUCUAUGCCCUCAAUGAGGCAGAACGGGACUGUCUGUUUUGGCUCGUCCUUUGUCGCUUCUGUCAAGACUUAGUGUUGUGUUUGUCCAUAUCAAAGUGCUACCCUGAAAAUAAGGAAUAUUUGUUGCGUUUAUCCAAGAGUAACACUUUGAUUUUACGCAAACUUUAUGAGGUAGGGAAGGAGCAGGUGGAGAAGGUGUGGUUCCACACUGACGCUGCUACUCAAUUUAGUGACUUAAAGUAAGAAGUCAAUAAUAUAAAUGAAGGCUUGUUUUACGACUGACAUUCAGAGUUGUUGUAGCAGGACAUUUGUUAUAGGGUUUCCACAGUUUUGUAUUGCAUUCUACCACUCAUGAUAGUAGUAUAUGACACAGACACACACAAAAAAAAUCAAGGAGGAUUGAAAUACGCAAACCGGCAGUUUG
This is a messenger RNA of Syngnathus acus (greater pipefish), 1459 nucleotides long. Its product is annotated as hydroxylysine kinase-like. Gene Ontology annotation, molecular function: amino acid kinase activity. The coding region runs from base 205 to 1278 and encodes 357 amino acids. The record is from RefSeq and is a predicted model, not a curated record. The transcript is spliced from 5 exons. NCBI's taxonomy places the organism in Eukaryota, Metazoa, Chordata, Actinopteri, Syngnathiformes, Syngnathidae.